GGUGUCGUUUUAAUGACCACUACAUGGCGCACACACUGCUGCCAUCUUCUCUUCUUCAGUCUCUCAGCUUUGGCAACCCUAAUUAAGAAUAUGUGAAGAUUCUCUCUCUAAGCCAAAUUGACACUACUUUUCCAAGCAAUUGACUUCUCAAGAAAGCAUCAAAGGAAAUGGCUAGUGAGCAUGAUGGAGAAAAAGCUGAGCAAAGCACAAAUCUGCAGGGUUUUACAGAAAUGGUAGUAGAACAAUAUCAAAAAAUCAAAGAGAAUGCAGAAACUUAUCCAUAUGUGUGGGGAUCGUAUAUAGUAGUGUAUGGUGGUUUUGCUCUGUGGACUACCUAUAGAUGGAGAAAACUUCGGAAGACUGAGGACAGAGUACGAGCUCUUCAAGAGAGACUCCGCAAACUUGUUGACUCCCAAGAGUCUGCAUCUACAACAACCCAAAAGAUUCCUCCUUCCAUUGAUAAAUCCCCCUCCCCAAAAUAGCUUAUACUCUUUAGCCUAUACCUCUAAGAAACAAGCAAUUUUUGAAGUUUUAAAUAUAAAACCUUUUUCCAAAUUGUUCGUAUCAUUUACCUUUCAGAAAGAAUCAAAGUUGUCAAGCUGUUGAGCAAAUUAUAGCUUUUGGGUCCUUGUUCUAUAGUUCAAGGAAUUUGUUAACUUUCAGAUUUAAUACAGUAGUGCAGAAAUUUUGCUUAAUGUCA
This is a messenger RNA of Ricinus communis (castor bean), 700 nucleotides long. RefSeq lists its product as uncharacterized. The record is from RefSeq and is a predicted model, not a curated record. Lineage: Eukaryota; Viridiplantae; Streptophyta; Magnoliopsida; Malpighiales; Euphorbiaceae. The coding region runs from base 168 to 482 and encodes 104 amino acids. The transcript is spliced from 2 exons.